Molecule: messenger RNA, 1969 nt
Organism: Anopheles stephensi (Asian malaria mosquito)
Lineage: Eukaryota; Metazoa; Arthropoda; Insecta; Diptera; Culicidae
Product: probable cytochrome P450 4d14
Exons: 2
Coding region: 275-1807 (510 amino acids)
Molecular function (GO): iron ion binding; monooxygenase activity; oxidoreductase activity, acting on paired donors, with incorporation or reduction of molecular oxygen
Source: RefSeq, a predicted model, not a curated record
ACAACGAAACGCACACACGUGCACGUGCAAGAAGAUAGCGCCCACCGCGGUAUAAUAUCGACGGUCGCGGGUAAACGCGGAGUCAGUUGUUUUGGUGUACGGCAGCGCAGCAGCAGGUGUAUACAAACGGACGGUGCCCAUAUCUUCGUGCCCCUUCAAUUAAUCGUUCACCACCGACUAUCGCCUAAGGAAUUACAUCACGACGCACUUGAGCGACGCUUCACAUUCUCGCCAGCAGAGGUUCAGUGGACUCGCCCUUGAAAAGUCGAUCGAGAUGUUUCUAACGCUGUUGGUAACGCUUGCCUGCAUCGGCCUUCUCUGGAUGGUGCUAACCAUCAUUCGGAACCGUGCUACCGUGGCCAAGCUGGACAAACAGCUUGCGAACUUUGGCGUCGUCCCGUCCGUUCUCGUGCUGGGAUCGGCAUACCACUUUAAAGAUCCAACGCCGGAAGGAAUCUUUGCCACCUUUACCGGGUUCCACCGGAAGUAUGGACGGAAUCUCAUCACGCAGAGUCUGUUCAAUUUUCCCUCGAUCCAGAUCUGCGAUCCGAAGGUGAUCGAACAGGUGAUGCAAGCGCGCACGAUCGAAAAGACGAUCAUCUACGACUUUAUGAUGCCGUGGCUCGGUUCCGGACUCGUUGUAUCAACCGGGGCGAAGUGGGCCCAGCGCCGGAAGAUCAUUACGCCAACGUUUCACUUUAAAAUUCUGGAAGACUUUCUGGUGAUCAUGAACCACCAGACGGACGUGUUGAUCGAGAAGCUGCGGCAGAACACGAACGGGAAGGAUUUCGACCUGUACGAGCACGUGACGUACUGUGCGCUGGACAUCAUUUCGGAGUCGGCGAUGGGCGUGAAACUCAACACACAGAUUCAACCCAACUCGGAAUAUGUGAAGGCCGUGAAAGAAGUCUCGGAUAUCAUUCUCAAGCGUCUGUUCUCGUUCCUGCGCGAGUACAAGUGGGCAUUCCAGUUCACGAAGGCUCACCGGCGUCAGGCGGAACUCCUGAAGGUUGUGCAUGGUUUCGCUCAUCGGGUGAUAAGCGAACGCAAGAAGCAACUGCAGGACGUCCGCGAACGUCAACGAGCACAGGAAAAGCUCGAAGAGGACGACAUCUACGGCAAGCGCCGUAUGACCCUCCUGGACCUGCUGCUAAACGUCGAGAUCGACGGUAAACCGCUGACGGAUUCGGACAUUCGCGAAGAAGUGGACACUUUCAUGUUUGCCGGGCACGAUACGACCACGUCCUGCAUCAGCUUCGCCCUGUACUAUCUCUCGCGUGACGCUGCCGUCCAGCAGCGUGUGUACGACGAGAUACAGGCCAUCGUCGGUCCGGAUGCGAAAACCCAGGAGCUGACGUACGGUACGCUGCAGGAGCUGAAGUACCUCGACAUGGUGAUCAAGGAAACGCUGCGCAUCAAUCCGUCCGUACCGAUCAUUGGCCGCCGAUCGGCUGGGGACAUGCUUAUCGAUGGUGUUACGAUACCGAAGGGUAUGGAUUUCGGCAUCAUUAUCUACGCGCUGCAGAACGAUCCUGAGCUCUAUCCCGACCCGGCACGCUUCGAUCCGGAACGGUUCAGUGAGGAAGCGUCAGCCAAGCGGCCACCGUACAGCUACAUCCCGUUCAGUGUCGGAUCGCGCAACUGUAUCGGGCAGCGGUAUGCAAUGCUAGAGGUCAAAACGAUGCUGGUGAAACUUUUGGCCAAUUAUCGCUUUUUGCCCUGCGACGAAAGCAAUAGGCUGCGUAUCAAAACGGACAUGACGCUCAAACCGGUCAAUGGGACGUUUGUGAAGAUUGUCCCACGGUAAGCGUUCGAUCGGGUGGUGCGAUAAGAUUAGAUUAGCGACAUCACGAUACCUGCGUUUCGUGAAGUUUAUGCGUACAGUGAACCGGAAAUGAUCCGUUUGUAAUGCUUUUUGUAAUGAUUGUGUACUAAUAAACGAGAGUAUUGAUGUUUUCCUUCCAUGUAA